Molecule: messenger RNA, 2832 nt
Organism: Ogataea philodendri
Lineage: Eukaryota; Fungi; Ascomycota; Pichiomycetes; Pichiales; Pichiaceae
Exons: 1
Coding region: 1-2832 (943 amino acids)
Cellular component (GO): microtubule organizing center
Source: RefSeq, a predicted model, not a curated record
AUGUUUUCGUCACAUAAGCAACUUGUUGAUACUCCCAGAAAUGGGCGACGUGCACAGAGAGGCACUGGGCUGGAGUUCACUCCCAUAGGAGGUCUUCGUAAGAGCUCUGUUCCGACUAGCGGGUAUUUUCCCAUGCUUCAACGAAACAUGGCAACGAAAAGCAACGUGGAGAACGGGUCACCAGUGAGAGGCAACAAUAUGAUCAGUUCGUCCUUUGAUGAGACGUUUGAUCUGCUGAACGAUGACGAGGCAGACGACCGUGUUUUCAGGGGAGCAGAUAUCCUUCCUGAUUUUUCAGACAACGAAACCGAACACGUGAACUAUGAACGGGGAAAUCAUGCGUUUGUGGAGAACGGUAGUAAUCUCUUACGGAAACAACACGACCAGGUGAAGACUCUUCAAGAAGAGAACCUCAAUUUACGGAUCGAGCUUCUGACUCUUCGCAAAUACCUCGAUGGUCAGCCAAAAGACAAAGUUGAGAUUCUGAACCAAAAUGUUGAGCUCAGUCAGGAAAACGUCAAUCUGAGAGACAAAUUAGAUACGUUGCAACAGCAACUUCGCGAGGAGGACAAGGAGAACUUGGCAUCGCGCAACGACAAGCAACUUCGAACUUUCGAAAGACAGAUCGAGCAAUUGGAAGCAGAGUUGCAGGAUAGAGACGCGCUGAAGCGCAGCGCCGAGUCGGAACGUCAGCGUGCAGACAGAAACGAGGACGAGGUGAUCAAUCUUCAGCAGGAACUGCGUGCGCUUGAAGACGAAAGAGACAAGCUUGAAGCUUCUCACGAAGAUCUGAAAUUACAACUAAGAAACGCACGGACUAAUUUGGACAGCCAGCAUGACUCCAAUGACAAGAUUGGUGAACUGGUUGAUAAUCUUAACGACGCCAACAAGUUUAUCGACGAAGUUGGCAAGAAGCUGGACAGCCAGUACGAGGAAAAUGAAACUUUGAGACAGAAGGUUGAUACGCUAGAAUCGAAAAACGAGGACCUCAAGUCCAAGAAUCACCGCUUGUCCGAGAUACUUGACCAGCUCAAGGACGAGAUUAAAAGCCUUGAAGAUCGCAAGUCUAAUACCGAACUCCGCAAACUGGAGGAUGAUAACAGACAUCUUCAGGAACAGGUGGAAGAUCUCUAUGACCAGCAUCGUCAAGAUAGCAAAACUAUCACCAACUUGCAAUUGGAACUGAAAAGACUGGAAGCCGAAUCUGACGACAAGAUGAGCAACGAGUCCUAUAUCGGUGCUGUUGACGAAGAAAAGAACUCCUUGUACGAUAACAUCAUUGAACUGAACGACAAACUUAAAGACUACGAGCAUAGAACAAAGCAUCUCCAACGCGAGCUUCAAGCUAAACAGAAAGAUCUAGAUCAAUAUGAAGACGAACUCAAACGUCUCAAGAAUGCUAGUCGCGGAGGUAACAACGAGGAUCUCAUGGAUACAAUUGAGUCUUUGCAAAACAAGCUCAUACAAGAACGCAACCGGUUCGUCGACGAGGUCAACAAGCUCGACUCCAAGCUUGUGGACGACAAGGAGGAAUUGUACAAUAAGAUCGAGCAGCUCAAACGAGAAAAGUUGGAGCUUGUUGAGGAUUACGAGAAACUGCAACUUGAGCACAAGAGAUUUGUUGAGCAGAUGAGCAAAACCAACAAGGAGUCUGAACUGCUAGACUUGGAGCGUGAUUUCAAGAAGCUCUCGUUCUCGUACGCAAACAAGUGCCACGAACUUGAAGACAAAGAGUACGAGUCCGAGUCUUUGAUUCGCGAUUUGAAGGAAGACUUACGGUUCAAAGAGAACGAGACAAGACGUCUGCUAGCACAAAUCGAGAAGCUGACUAGUCAGCUUUCGGAACACAGUGGAGGUUCAGAUCAAAAAGUUCAAAUACGCGAACUGUUGCAGGAAAAGACACAAUUGGAAGACAAGUACCGCGAUUCGCUUCUGGAAAACAGCCGACUUAAACGACAGAUUGAUAGUUUCAGCGUUAGAGACACUUUUGAUAAGUCUGAGAGUCUUGUGCGAGAAUUGAAGGAAGCCAACAGGGAUCGCGAUGAGUUGAGGUCCGACCUUUUGUCAAAGAAGAAGGAACUGGCCGAUUUGAAGUGGAAGCUGGACGAUGUUUUGGAGGAGAAGAAACAGCUGAUGAACUCUUUGUCGUCGUUGGACGAAGACCAACAGCGUGUUAGUCACGAGAACUCCAAGCUGAGUCGCGAGCUUGAGAGUUUGAAGCUGAAGCUGGCAGGACCUAAACUGAAGAACGAGAUCGAGGAAAAGGACCGGGAGAUCAAGAAACUUGUGAAUGACUACAACGAGAUGAAGAACGAUCUUUUGAACAGAUAUGAGCAGGUUCGGAAGGACAAGUUCAAACUGGGCCAGGAACUCGAGGAGAUGAAGAUCAAGCUGGAGCGUGCAAAAGUUGCGCACGAGCUGCUGCUAAGCAAACAGAUGCAGAGGACAGAGUAUCCGCUGUCUCCAGUGAGUCCACCACGGUCUCCACACGAAAACGGAUAUCUGACACAACGGAUCAACCUGCUCGAGAGCCAGAAACAGCUUUUCCGGAUGAAGUUGCAACAGUACAAGGACUACAACUCUGAUCUACAGUUCAUGGCCAACUUUUUGACCCACGAGCUGGAGAGCAAAGAGCGGAUGGUGACCAGCCUGGAAAGAUUAAGCGGAGUCAAACGCCAGCAGCCGAAGCUGACGUUCCGGGCCGUGGCGCUGGCCGUUGUUGCUGGGGUGCGGUUCAAAAACCGUCUGGAGCAGGUCCAGAAGAAAAAAAUCGAGGAACGCCAUGUUAAGAAGACCAUUGGUCGGUACAGAGAACAGACAGUAGAUGUAUGA